GAACAAUCCUGAGUUACUCGUACCAUCAAGAUCAAGACAAGAUAAGAAACGCCCGUCACGAAGAAAAGGAAGAAGAAAGGACAAAGAUCCAAGAAGCAGACAAGCGGAGGCGGUUUUGAUAACCUUGACGUUAAAAGAGAAAAUAAGAAAGGAAUGAUGAGAAGUGACUACUUUACUACACUAUACAACACACACACACACACACACACACACACACACACACACACACACACACACACACACACACACACACACACAUACACACACACACACACACACACACACACAGUGCCACGAUAAGGAAAACACACAAUAAUGAUUCAAAAUAGCGACCAAUGACGUGGACAGCUCGGCCUUAUCGAGGCAUUAAAAGAGCGCGGCGCGAAACUCUGUCCAUCACUUCCCCAGUGACGCCCGAGGCAAGGAGAAGCGUUCAGUAACGCAGUGCACUCGUAUCACUGGCCACAAGAGACAGCCCAGUGAACAAUCCGUAGAACAUGAAACUCCACGGGGAUCUGGAGGUGGAGGUGGUGAGCGGCGAGAGAUUGAUGGAUAAAGACUUAUUCCUUCAGUGCAUACUGAAGAAAGACCGGUCAGACGUGUGGGCGUCCGUCAGCCUCGGCUCGAUUCCCAUCCUCACCACGGGCAUCAGGAAGGACGCCAACGACGCAGUGUGGGGAGAGCGCGUCACUAUUCCCGUCUGUGAUGCUGCAGACUACCUCGACAUCACUGUUUGGGACAAGGAUCCCACACGCAUGCAGUUGGUGGGAACAGGCCGCAUGCAGCUCGGCAGUCCUGACAUGGAGUGGAAAAAAGAGAGUGCCGUCUACCUCGACAAAAAAGCGGGUAUCGUCAACAUGAAGGUCAGGUACACCCCGGCGGCACAUGCACGCAAGAAAGGCAUCGAAGUGCCCAGGGCAUACUUCCCGAUGCGACAGGGCGGCACCAUGACCUUUUACCAAGACGCUCACUCCACGGAGCUCCCUGGCAUCACCACCACUAAGGAGGGUGCCUUCGAAGCGAUAGCUGAUGCCAUUAGUGGUGCCAAGAAGUUCAUCUACAUCUCUGCCUGGAGUUUGUGGACUGAUACGGAGCUGAGGCGAGAUGGGCAGAAACUUGGUGACCUGCUGAAGCUGAAGGCUAGUGAGGGCGUGCGAGUGUUACUCUUGAUUUGGAAUGAGAAGUUUUCGGCGAUUCUUUGCAAAGACUUCGUCGGCACAUUUGACGAGGAAACUGAUGACUUCUUCAGCAACACAUGCGUGUGCGUGGAGAAAGUGAGGAGAGAGAUUGACUCGAACUUCAUCCAUGAGGAGAUCCAUGAGGCCAUCUGGGCACACCACCAGAAAGUGGUAGUGGCGGAUGACGGACAGGGGGACCUUGUGGCGUUCUUCGGAGGCUUAGAUCUCACCAAGGGCCGCUGGGACACUCCGAACCACGAGCUCUUCACGACACUGAAUAAGGAACACAGAGGAGACUUCCACAAUGGGUUCAUUGAAUUGAAGGAAAGCAACGGACCUCGGGAGCCUUGGCAUGACGUGCACGGGCGCCUCACGGGCCGCGCCGCCAUCGACCUGCUCAGGAACUUCGAGGAGAGGUGGAUGAGACAAGUGCCCGACAAGACGAACCUGCUCGUCCAAAACUUACAGGAAGACCUGCUAAGGGCGCAGGAGGGCAAGGAAGCCAAUCACGGCACAGUGUGGCAAAUGCAGGUGGUGCGCUCGAUUGAUAGAAAUUCAGCUGAGUUUUGCAGCGAGCGUAUAGGCGUGCUGGACCAUACGAAUGGGAUGGUGGUGGAUACAAGUUUGUACCGAGCCCUCGUGCGCCUCAUCAGGAAGGCAGAGAACUUCAUUUACAUAGAGACUCAGUACUUCGUCGGAUCGGACAUGGCGUGGAGUCAAGAACAAAACGCCGGCGCAAGAAACGUGGUGCCUCUGGAAAUUGCACAACGCGUGGUGGAGAAGAUCCAGGCAGGGGAGGCAUUCCGCGUGUACGUGGUGGUCCCCAUGAUCCCCGAGGCGGGCGUGAAGGACCCCAUCACCGUUUCAUUGAUCAAGACGCUCCUGCACUAUCAGUUUCUAACCAUACAGAUGAUGUACAAGAGGAUAGGUGAAGCCCUGCGUGAGGCGGGGUCAGACCUGCAUCCUACUGACUACUUGGUGUUUCUUUGUCUGGGCAAGAAGGAGUCCCAGGAGAGGGUGCGUGAGGCCCUGGGUGGACAGAAGCUGCGGAAGGGGAGCGAGGAGUGGGAGUGGCGGCAGAAAUCUCGUUUCCUCAUCUACGUGCACUCCAAGAUGGCAAUUGCUGACGAUACCCACAUCAUCCUCGGCUCGGCAAACUUUCACGAACGCUCACUAAAUGGAACCAGAGACACUGAGGUGGCCGUGUCCGCCCGCCAGAUUGUGCUCAACAAGAACAACAGUGAGGGCGUGGCGGUGAGUGACGGUGAGGUGGCCAUGUUCCGCAAGCGCCUCUGGGCCGAGCAUACCUGCGGCCUCUCCGAAACGGAGGAACCCCUGCAGAACCCUUCCUCACUCAGAGCCAUCAGGAGAAUUAAAGACCUCGGGGAUGAAUCCUGGAAGUGCUUCCUCCAUGGCAAACCCAACGAGGAGUCCAAGAAUCGCUUUCUGACGUACCCGCUGCAGGUGACUAAGGAAGGAAAGGUGCAGCCCAAGAGCGAGAUGCCUACCAUCCCUGAUUUUGACAUUCCUGUAGAGGGCAGCAAAUGGAUCCUACCCAUAAAGCCGGUGCUCUAAGCCGAGGUUCUUCCGGCUGGCCUUGUGGCUCGGCAGUUGCGAGGACUUUUUUCCUAAGCUUAGUUUGAGAACUCAUUGCUUACAACAUUAUCAGUAGAGCUGUUGAAGAAUCAAAUAAGUGCAUGACAACAGUGUAAAAUACUUUGUUGUACAGAGGACUCCAUACUUGAUGAAGUAGGCUUCCUUCCCUUAUUUUAAGCUAAAGCGACAUUUUAGUAGGAAAUAUCAUUGACCAGAAGGUCGUGACGUGUCAAUUAAGCCACACCUCUCUCAGCUCCACUCUAUAUCCACCUCCCCAUCUCCACUCCCUCCUUGUUUCUACAUUUCUCAAAGACCCCCUUCCUAUUUCCUCUAUCUAAGACCCCACCUCUCUCUCUCUCUCUCUCUCUCUCUCUCUCUCUCUCUCUCUCUCUCUCUCUCUCUCUCUCUCUCUCUCUCUCUCUCAUGGCUUAGUCAUAAUGUGCAUUAACAAUGAUUAUUGUUAUGACAUGUGUUAUGUUGUGUUACGCAGAUUUUCUAUAAAAUAAGAUGUUAUUUUUAUUGUACUAUACAUACAUACAUACAUACAUACAUACAUACAUACAUACAUAAAUACAUACAUUUAUUUUAAAAAUUUGAAAAUUUUACCAACUGUGGACAGAUACAUAAUAUAAAGGUACACAUAGCUUCGGAAGUAGUUUUCAUUUUUUUUAUAAAUUAUUAUUUAUUUAUUUAUUUAUUUAUUUAUUUAUUUAUUUAUUGCAUGGCAGUAAGAGAAGUACAUGAAGGUGAGGAGAUUAAUAAUGAAGGAAAGGCUGAGAAUCCCUCAUCUUUGUCAUUGUUACCGCCAACAGUGAUGCUGGCGGUUAUGUAAGUGUUAUGGAAGUGAUGGAAGAACAAACAAAUGUAUGCUAAAUAACAUGUUCUGUGUUAUGAGAGUUGGUGUGAACUAGUGUAAUAAGUUAGUAGUGUCUUAAGUUCCGGUGCUAUGAAGGUUAAGUAAAUGAGGGGAGUGUAAUCGUCAGCUGUGCCGCCUCACAAGAUCCUGUGAGGCUGGCGGUGAGAGACUAAAAUGAGGCAUGUAAAACACUAAGGAAACUAAGUUAAUUAGAAUAGAGAUUAAGGAAACUGAAUUCAUUAUAGUAGUUAAUUGCAGUAGUGAAGUUGUGUGAGAAGGACUAGCUGUGGAGAGCUUAACUGUAGUGAGGGUCGUGAUUACGUAGUAAAGUUGAUGACAUGGCGCGUAGGGUAGAUAAGACACAUGGGUCACCUAGGAACUAUUGCUGACCUAAGGGUAAGAUGGGCAGACGCAAGGCGCCGAUGACCAGCAUGGACGAAUCGACGAAGCCCGGAGGGGCAGAUUCCUUUGCACCGCCACCAAGUUAGGGUGUGACUACUUCAGGAAAGAUCGCACCACUACAAUACAGACGCAGGUGUUGCUUGGUGACAGGCCUCCUUAAGACCCCAAACACCUGAGCUCCACAUCUGUAUUACGAGGAGUUGAUUGCCCUAAUUAGCAUAAUCCAUGAUUAGUGAUGCAUUAUGUUGAUACAGUAUGUAAUGGUUUUGAUAGAGUAUGUAAUGGUUAGUAGUGCUAUGCACGUCUUACGUUUAUUAUGUAUGUCUUCAGAUUUGACCGAAUGCAAUAAACGAUUCGCGUCACCGUGUGGGUCUGUAAAUACAACCGUUUCUUUUCUCCGGUUUCUUUAGCUGUUUGUCUCUCCCUGUGCACCAUCCCUCGUCCCUGUCAUUAUCCUGCUUCCUGCAAAUACUACCCCAAAUACCCAGAGUUCAUCUUCCACCUUCUCCUCAGCAGCUCCAGGCUAUCACGUCCAUAAAACCCUAAUAUUUUAUUUUUUAUUUUUUCCUGCAACAGAUUCUCCUUUUAAUAUUCUUACAUACUGCAUACUUAAAAUGUUCCAAUUCUCUUUUACCUCUCAUUAUUUCCUUGUAUAGAAUUGUGUUCCUUAUUAGCAGCGUGCACAGCCUGUAAAUCUGCGUCUUAUUCUCGGUAAAUAAUAAUUGAGCCUCAUAUGGACAGAGAUAUGACCUGUCUUCACUCUCACCCCCCCUCCCCUCUUUUCUUAUCAAUCGCUUAAUGACAGUUGAUAAUGACAGGUUUGGGUCCCAUCUAUAACCAUUUGUUUGUAAAAUAUAUCAAACUUAAACUGGGUUUCCAGCUUAUGUAAUAGGCUAUCCACCACCCUGAGUCAUUUGCUGAGAAUUCUGACAGCGCCCCUUCAACAGGCUGUCGUCCUAGUGUAUGUGUUUAUUUAUUUAUUUUUAUUGGGUUUAAUACAGCACCCAUGGUAAGCUUCAGGUGUGUCAAGAGGGUUGCUGAAAAUAGACCACAGCCAUUUUCAAAGGCCAUAAAGAUGGUUGGUGCAGUUCACAGGUGUUUAUUGCCACACCAAUGUAGUAAUAUUGUUAAUCUGUCCGUACAACUAUAAAAACACCCUUAAAAACCUAUGUAACUUUAACUAGAGCCUUUUGUGGGCUGUGUGCUUCAGAAUACAGUGUGCAGUCUGCAGUCAGGUGAGACAACAAACCAUAUUUACCUCUUUCCUUUCACGUUGACAAUGCAAGGCUGAGGUUACCGUAUCGUGCACCGUUGGUUGACUUCGUACCUGCGAGAAGAUUAUUGUACGUACUUACUGACUUUUAUAAUGUAGGUGUGUUAUAUAAUAGUAUGUGGC
Scylla paramamosain (green mud crab) is the source of this 5428-nucleotide messenger RNA. RefSeq lists its product as uncharacterized. The record is from RefSeq and is a predicted model, not a curated record. Gene Ontology annotation, biological process: phospholipid catabolic process. The coding region runs from base 498 to 2753 and encodes 751 amino acids. Lineage: Eukaryota; Metazoa; Arthropoda; Malacostraca; Decapoda; Portunidae. The transcript is spliced from 8 exons. Gene Ontology annotation, molecular function: D-type glycerophospholipase activity. Gene Ontology annotation, cellular component: plasma membrane.